Messenger RNA from Chelmon rostratus (copperband butterflyfish), 2424 nucleotides. RefSeq names its product glucocorticoid induced 1a (gene glcci1a). NCBI's taxonomy places the organism in Eukaryota, Metazoa, Chordata, Actinopteri, Chaetodontiformes, Chaetodontidae. Gene Ontology annotation, biological process: podocyte development. The transcript has 8 exons. Bases 387 to 1937 code for a protein of 516 amino acids. The record is from RefSeq and is a predicted model, not a curated record. Gene Ontology annotation, cellular component: cytoplasm.
UGUGGUAGAGGAGUCAGGAGUUGCGAGAGAGUCAAGAAAUGACCAAUAUUAGUUAGUAACGCGAUAAUGUGUUGGCAGGAAAUCAGCAGCACAGUGUGCUGUUCGUGUUUGUACCCAGACACAGAAAAGUAACGCGUUAGCUUUGGAGUUUUCUUCGCUGGCAUCACAGAUAUGUAAAGUUCAGACUUCUUAGGGUUGGACGUCGUGAAUUAACGUGAACUUCAGAAAUUGAGGUUGCUGUUAAAGUUUGUGGAUACGGGCAGCAUGUGUGUCGUGUGCUGAAAACCUCACCCGUGAAGUUAGGUGUGGAGCUGUUUAACUGAACGCUGUACUUUUGACAGUCAUAUUGUUACAUAAACAGCUUUAUCAACCGAACGUGGCUGAUUAUGUCAGCAUCAACAGCAGAGGCCAGCUCGUCCCAGCAGCGGGUUAAACACAGCGGCUCCCCAACAGCCUCCUGCUCGCCUUGUAGCAACAACACCACCGCGGUCCGGUUGCAGCCCAUCCGUGCUACGGUGCCGUACCAGCUUUUGCGUGGAAAUCAACACAGCCCAACCCGCUCCGUUUCCUCCUCCUUCUCAGUAGCCGGGAGCAACACAGGACCGACGACGUCCCGUUGCUCCAGUCCCGCCAACCCGGGUGGAAGCGGCUCGGACGGAAGGCUGGUUCCCAGGCAGAGACUUUCACCUACGGACAGCAGGAGCUCACCAGAACGCUCUCCUUACUCGCCUCUUUCCAAAGUUGAAAGGACAAAAUCACAGCAGGUGCGGAGCUCGGGGGCCAUUUGGCGGACUUCCUCCCUGGGCACCAUCACUGGGCCCUACCUCACUGGGCAGUGGCCUCGUGACCCCCAUGUGCACUACCUAUCUUUUAUGAAAGACAAGUCCACACAGACUCCUGGAUGUUGGAGUGAGGAAACAGGAGAGAAGAGGAGCACCCACCAGCGCUCUGCGUCCUGGGGCAGCGCCGACCAGCUGAAAGAGAUUGCAAAGCUCCGGCAGCACCUCCAGCGCAGUAAACAGGGAGGACGCAACAGUAAAGACAAGGACCGGCUGCCCCCCCUCCAGUGCAACACCAUCACCUACACCACCUUCACCAGCACUACCAACCACACCUCCACAACCAGCCACGUUCAGCAGUUUUCCAUGUCGAAGUCGGCCCAGAUGCCGCUGUCCAACAUCACAGUGCCAAAGCCCUCCAUCUCCAGGGUGCCCAGCAGCAUGGAGGGCAUCAACCAUGAGCUGGAGAAGGUCUUCAUCAAAGACAACGGAGAGAAAGAGGAGCUGAAGUCCCUGGAGGUUCCCGAUGGUCGGCGGGCCCCCUUCCCUCCCCAGCAGCGCAGCAGCAGCACCCGCAGCGUGGACACCCAGACUCCCUCAGCCCCCGGGCGGUCAAGCAGCUGCUCCAGCCUGUCGCCCUGCCCCUCACCUGCCUGCCCACCAGGAUCACAUGACGGCAGUCCUUACUCCACAGAGGAUCUACUGUACGACCGGGAUAAAGACAGUGGAAGCAGCUCACCGCUGCCCAAGUUUGCCUCCUCGCCCAAACCCAACAACAGUUACAUGUUCAAGCGAGAGCCGCCAGAGGGCUGUGAGAAGAUUAAAGCUUUUGAGGAGAUGAGCUCCAGGCAGUCCACAUCUGCAUCAGUCCCCCUCUUCUCCUGCCCCGACAAAAACAAGGUCAACUUCAUCCCAACGGGCUCGGCGUUCUGCCCCGUCAAACUCCCCGGCUCCCUGCACCUCACCCCGGCCUCUGAGCCCGAGGAGGACGAGGACAACGCGGAGGCGGGCUUCAUCUCAGAGCCUCAGGGGGCCACGUUGCUCUACGGCGCCCCCACUCAGGUCUCCACGAGCACCAGCACAGACGACCCCCCGGAGGAGCCCGGCUCGCCCUCAGAGACUGCAGAUCCCCAGACAGACAGCCCGGCCAUCAGCUAGACCUGAGCAGAGCUGGCCUCUGGCUCCGGGAUCCACGCUAGCGACCACCGACCAUCACCACUGACUGUCCCACCGACACCUCCCUCUGCUCUGCCAGGGGAGCCUCCGUCUCUCUGUGCUGACCCCCUCCACCCCCCCCUAUCUCUGCAUGACGUAGCAACAAUGUCCCGAAUAACCACCACCGCCACCACAAAGACUCGCCACCUUAAUGUUGUGUCCUGCAUAAUGUCUGAGCUGUUGUUGGCAGGGAAGGACCAUGGUUAGAGGUUAUCAUAUGCAGGCAUCGGAGGGAAGAAUGGAGCACUAUGGAUGGGGGGAGGGGCAUGCAUUUUAAACUGGUAGUAUAUUUCUGAUUAAAUUAUGUGUUGUGUUCUCUUUCAACAUUCACAGUAUGAAUAAGCUCUCUAAACAUAUAUAUACACACAUAUAUCUCUAUGAAAAGAAAGAAAAAUGCUUGUUUAAAAAAAAAAAAAUCCAAAACGGUAUU